CGCGCGUUGGGGAGCGAAGAAGGUUCACGUUUCGCCGCGGAACCUUCGCGCGGCGGCCGCUGGAUUCCACCCGGAGCGUUGACGGCUCGAGGACCGGGUGGAAGUGCUGCUCCGAGGAAGAGGGGUGUGGGGGGGGGGUGGGGAAGAGGGUCACCAGCAGUCGGAUCUCGCACGCCCGCUCCGACCUCACCUCGCCACUUCGUCCGUCGGCGGCGAGUCCCUGUCACAGCCCCGCGGGGAGGGGUGUCGUGGAGCACGGGCCUCCCCCACAUGGCGGCGGUCUCAGGCCCGGCGAGCGACAGCGAGGACCAGGCUGAGGGCGCCGGGCGCGCGCUGGGGGCCGAGUUCGAGCGCGCGGUGGCGCGCGUGCAGACGCUCGCGCAUGCGGCCGGCCGCGAGACGCUCCUCUACCUGUACAGCCGAUUCAAACAGGCCAAAUUUGGGAAAUGCAAUGUCCCAAAGCCAGGAUUCUUUGACUUUGAAGGCAAACAGAAAUGGGAAGCAUGGAAGGCAGUGGGUGAUAUGACUGCACAGCAGGCUAUGCAAGAAUAUAUUGCAGCUGUAAAGAAAUUGGACCCAGAGUGGAACCCUCAGGAUUCAGUGAAGGAAUCUGAUCAGAAAUUACGGUUUGGUGGGCCUGUAGUCAGCAGCCUUUAUCAAGAGGAGAUGAUCAGGGAAGAAGACAAAACCAUAUUUGAUCAUUGCAGAGAGAACAAUAUUGACCAUAUUUUGAAAGCCCUUGUAUCCGAGAAUGUGGACGUUAACUUGAAGGACGAAGAGGGAAGAGCUCUACUACAUUGGGCAUGUGAUCGAGGUCAUAAAGAUCUGGUUGGCAUGUUGCUUCAACAAAAAGCUGAAAUCAACAGUCAGGACAGUGAAGGACAGACAGCUUUGCAUUAUGCAUCUGCUUGUGAGUUUGCUGAUAUCGUGGAGUUGUUGUUGAAUUCUGGUGCUGAUCCCACCAUCCAGGAUGGGGAAGGAUGCCUCCCUGAAGAGGUGACUGACUCCAAGGACAUCUCACAGAUGCUGCGACAGUAUGCUGCAUCCAAAGGCUAAUCCCAGGCCUGAUGCCUGACUCCAAAUGGAAACCACAGAAACAAAGAUGUACUGUAACAUUUCAUGGUGAUUGCUUCAUUAUAACAUGCAAUAAUUAAACAGUCAUUCACAAA
Messenger RNA from Hemiscyllium ocellatum (epaulette shark), 1169 nucleotides. It is a transcript of the gene acbd6, whose product is annotated as acyl-CoA binding domain containing 6. The record is from RefSeq and is a predicted model, not a curated record. The transcript has 8 exons. Bases 271 to 1056 code for a protein of 261 amino acids. Gene Ontology annotation, molecular function: fatty-acyl-CoA binding; protein binding. NCBI's taxonomy places the organism in Eukaryota, Metazoa, Chordata, Chondrichthyes, Orectolobiformes, Hemiscylliidae.